Messenger RNA from Solanum tuberosum (potato), 1096 nucleotides. RefSeq lists its product as uncharacterized. Bases 168 to 920 code for a protein of 250 amino acids. The transcript has a single exon. The record is from RefSeq and is a predicted model, not a curated record. Lineage: Eukaryota; Viridiplantae; Streptophyta; Magnoliopsida; Solanales; Solanaceae. Gene Ontology annotation, cellular component: membrane.
UCCACAUAAAACGAGGGAACUGAAGGCUCAUUGGCUCCUCCUCGAGAAGUACAAUUUUUCCAAAAUUCAUACCAAACUUCACCUUUCCCUCAUCUUCUUCCGACGAUUUUCCCCAAUUCUCCUAUAAAACCCUAAAAUUUUCAAUCAAUAAUCACAGAUUUUCAUUCAUGGAAGCUCCGAUUCUUCUCUCUUCCUCCAUACCCAAUCUCUUCUCCUUCUUCAUCUUUUUUCUCAUCAUUUACCUUAUUGCCUACUUCAUUAUCUUCCCUUCAUGGAAACCCAAACUCCGUCCAGAAGCUUCCAGCUGCGUUAUCUCCUUCUUCCACGGCACACCCGCCGUAUUCCUCGCCGUUACUUCUCUACUCGCCGACCCAGAUCGUAAUUUUCACUCCACCAACACCCAUUUUCAGAACAUGGUCCUUGAUUACAGCAUAGCUUAUUUCUUAAUGGACCUAACCCACUACCUGAUUUUCUACCCUAGUGAUGUUCUCUUCAUCGGACAUCAUCUUGCUACCCUCUUCGUUUUCGUUACGUGUAGGUAUAUGGUGUAUCAUGGGGCUUAUGCGAUUCUUGUGCUUUUGAUUCUUGCGGAGGUUACUAGCUUUGUACAGAACACAUGGACUCUUGCGAAUGCUAGGAAAUCGGAUGUGCAGUUUGCUGCCAAGGUGUAUUCGGUGCUUUCGCCUCCGUUUUAUGUUCUGUAUUCAUUGGUGAGAGGUAUUGCUGGGCCGUAUUUUGUUUACAGGAUGCUUUCGUAUUAUCUUAGUGGUGCUGCUGAUAACGUAAUACCGAGAUGGAUUUGGGUUUCUUGGGUAUUUGUUGUUGUUACUGCUAUUUCUGUUAGCAUAUUGUGGGUUUCAAAUCUUUGGGUUGAACUGUAUAAAGAAAUGAGUAGGAAAAUUGAGAAAAAAGUUAGGUGAGCUAAAGUGUUGAUAGAUUACUUAUAUGGUUUAUUGAAUGAGACAUUAGGGAAAAAACCCAAAAUCCUUCAUUAUCUGUUUGCUCCCUAGUUGGGAUGAUAAAUUCAGAAAUAUAUUUACUCUAUUGUCUUUUUCCAUUCUGAUAUCAGCAAAGAUAGUCUGCAAAAACCAUUAUA